UGCUUUUCUGAGACUCUCUCAGUCUCACUCUUUUUUACUUGUGUGACUUUGCAUUAGGAAAUGGCUGCAGCUGCAGGGCGAGUGCUCCUGCUUGCCGACGACGCCGAUGCCAGUCGCAGCGUGUCGCCCGCCGUGCUGCCUGCGCUCUGCUUUGACCGCAGCGCCUUCUUCCGCCCAGCCGCAGGACCAGGAUCAGGACCAGGAGCUGCAGGACCGGUCGGAGUCGCGAGCCACGACAGCAACAGCACCCAGCCAUCCCAUCCCAACCAACCCGGCUCCGCUCCUCCGACUGCCAAUGCUGCCACUUCUGAUGCCGGUGCUGCGUUCCAUGUCGAGGAGUUUGUGGCGCAGUGCAGGCAGCGCGUCUCGCUCGAGCUCCUCCUCGCCGAUCUCCAAGUCUUCCUCGCGUCGCUCCACAGCGAACUCGUCGAGCUCAUCAACCGCGACUAUGCAGACUUUGUCAAUCUCUCAUCCAAUCUGGUCGGAAUGGACAAGGCGAUCUCGGACAUUCGCGCCCCGCUCUGGCUCAUGCGCGAGGAAGUGACGAACGUUCGUGCUGUCGUCGAAGACAGCGUCAUGACCGUGCAGGCCAAGCUGGACCAACGCGCGGCCGUGCGUGAAAAGAAGGCAACUCUAACACUGUUUAUCAAUGUCUCGGCGUCGCUGGAAAAGAUUGAAAAGCUGCUCGCGCCGUCUUCCAGCACUGCCGCAUCUGCGUUGGCAGCGCCAGGAGCACCAGUAGACGAAUCCACAGCAGCCAUCACUGCAUCCACUCGUCUCAUUGAGCGUGUGGCAAGCGAGUUCAACCAGCUCCAAUUCUACGUCUCCCAAGGCCGCGAUCUUCCAUUCAUCCAAAAUUUGCACAGCCGCAUCUCGUUUGUCACGAGCAUUCUCAGUGCGUCCCUCGAACGGGGCUUUUUGGCCGCCUUGGAUGGCAACGACAGAAACAUGCUUACACAGUGCUUCCGCACGUACGCAUCCAUGGACAAGGCGUACGAAGCUGAAGCGUUGAUUCGCAAGCACUGGGUUGCACCAUUUCUACAACAGACGAUUAAUGCAGUCAACCUGAACUCUUCCAAUGGACUGCAGCGCAUCUUUGAGAACGUUCUGACGUUUGUUGACGACCGCAUCCGGCCGCUUGACGCGCUUGUUCUCGACACUGGCGCGCGAGGGUACGAUCUGGUCGUGAACAGCGUGUGGCCAGAGAUUGUGCAUUGCAUUUGCAACAACAUUGCCAGUAUUUUUGCACCUGCCAUUCCCAACAACUUUCAUCAGAACUUUGUCGCCACAACAGCCUUUAUUCGUCAGCUUGAAGCCAAGUGCAAUUCUGUCGUGUCUGUUAAACGCCUUCGAGAGCAUGAAGCGAGCCGGCAACUGCAAGACAAAUGGAAUCUUUCCGUCUAUUUCCAACUUCGUUUCCAUGAGAUUGCCUCCGAGUUGGAGACCGUCCUUCAAGCACAGCAGCAAUGCACGUCCUCGUCACUAAAGCGAGCCGACGCGUCAAGCAAGUUUCAUCUUCUUUCUACAGCAACCAUGUGGCAUACAAUCACGUCUUGCUGGUCCCCCACUAUUUAUCUUGAUGUUUUGAGCCAUCGCAUGUGGAAGCUCACAUUGCAGCUUAUUUCACGAUACGCGGGAUGGUCGCGUCAAUCCGUGUCCGACCUGUCCACUCACCUGCAAUCUGCUCUUCCGAACGACACAGGCGCAGUCGCGGACGGGACCCUGCAAAAUGCCAAAAACCUCUUUGCCAUUGCGAAUGCCGACAUCCAGGCGUGUCUCUUGGUGCAGUUGGAUGUGACGAGCUGCAUCGCGCAGCUGCCUGGGUUUGUUUCGACUGUCAUCGAGCCAAUGCUGCAGCAAUCGUUCUCGACGCUGGAACAGGACAAGGUUGCCAAUCUGAAAGAGUCCUUUGCCGAGUCGUACGGAUUGUUGCAAUCCACGAUCGCACCAAUCGAGCAAGUUGUCGUGCGCGCGUUAACUGAGGCCUGUACUUCUAGCUUGGCACCAGUCCGCGGUGUUAAAAGCGUCUACCGCAUGACCAACAAAGAAAUGCCCACCAAACCAUCGACCUACGUUCUCCCCAUAUUCAAGCCGCUUGCCGUUCUGCUCUCGCCACUCACAAGCACCGAGGUGUCGCCGAACGCCCUGCCGCAAGAGACGGCGCGCCGCUGGAUGACGCAAGUCGUCGAAACUGUUUCUUCGCGAUUGCUGGAGAUAUGUCAGGACGAGAUUGCAACAAUGCGCAAGCGCGAGGAUAGUUUGAGCAAGCUGAAACGAGGCAAAAAGUCCGUGGCUGGCGGCUUGGUUGCAGAAGUGACAGAUACCGACAAAAUCAUUCGGCAGCUCCAGUUGGAUACGGAUGCGAUUGCUGAGCAGAUCGACGAGCUCGGUUUGGCCAGCUCUUCCAUCGAGCAACUGCAAGAAUUGCGCAAUUGGCUCGCGACUGCUGCCAACGCACCACGCGAAUCUGCCGAAUAGUCUCGGAUUCAAAUUCGCCAGUAUGUUGUUACAAUAUUAACUCGUUAUUCGAUAUUUCCAAUGGUGGUUUUUAUUCAGAUAAACAAUUUUGU
Molecule: messenger RNA, 2570 nt
Organism: Capsaspora owczarzaki ATCC 30864
Lineage: Eukaryota; Filasterea; Ministeriida; Capsasporidae
Exons: 10
Coding region: 61-2478 (805 amino acids)
Biological process (GO): protein transport; Golgi organization; intra-Golgi vesicle-mediated transport
Cellular component (GO): membrane; COG complex
Source: RefSeq, a predicted model, not a curated record